AUGGGCCAUCCUGUAUAUAGUUUAAUGGAAUCAACAACAUUAAAAACACGACAACAUCAAGAUACAGAAGAAAUGAAAAUUGCUGUUGUCGGUCUUGGCGGACCGGGUAGUGCAGCACUUCGUCAUCUUGCUCGCUCAGGUCAUCAAGCUGUUGGCUAUGAACAAUUUCAUAUUGGGCAUGCACAUGGCAGUUCUCAUGUUGCAUUGUAUCAACAAGACAGUGGCUUCUUGCGUGCAACUCUAUGUGUUCAAGCGAAUAUUCGGUUGGCCAAAGCACAUGGAGCUAUUGUUCAUGAACGAACACCAGUUAUUGAAAUUAUUCCAUCAUCCGAAAACGGCAAAAUCUUGGUUCGAUGUUCAUCGGACGAUAUUAUUGAUGAAGAAUUUGAUCGAGUAAUUGUUACAGCCGCCGAUGGUACAUUUCCUGUGUGGAUAGAUUCUGAUGCGAAUUAUUAUGGUUUUCCAAGUGAUGGUCAAAUAGACGGAAUCAAAUUAGCUUCAGAUAAUUUAGGUGAAACUAUAACCGAUUUAGAUGCUCAUCGACCACCAGUUGACGAUGUCCAUAUCGAUCAAAUGCGACAAUAUGCAGAAAAACGUUUUCUGAAUUUGGGCAAAAAUGUAACACAUAGUCAAACGUGUAUCUAUACGAAUACACCCAAUGCUGAUUUUAUCAUUGAUCAUGUACCUGAUCAACCAAAUGUUUUCUUAGUGAGUGGAUGUUCUGGACAUGGUUUUAAAUCAUUUAUAGAACCCGUAGACGCUAAUUUGUUAUAUAAGCGAUAUUGA
Molecule: messenger RNA, 786 nt
Organism: Rotaria sp. Silwood1
Lineage: Eukaryota; Metazoa; Rotifera; Eurotatoria; Philodinida; Philodinidae
Source: the annotation of a GenBank genome assembly